UCAAUAGCACAUUCAACAUACAUCACCUCACUAAUAUUGUACCAAAAGCACAUAGCGGCAAAAUAUGGCUCCUUGUUCAGCAAGAAAAGAGAAAGUGCCACUAACCGCCGUGGCACUCACCUUCUUGUUGAUUCUUCUCCUUGGAAACUUUACUUCUAUGGCCUCUGCUUCUGGCAAUUGCGGUUCGGAAGGCUCAACAUGCCUCGUGCCUUCUGAGUUCGUCGGUGUUGUUAAGGAAGUUAUUGGGCUUUUGGGAAAUGUUGGUUCCAUCCUGUCCAAGUUUACCGGUGGUUUUGGUAAUUUCCAUCUCACAAACGCCAUUCUUGACGGUCUUGAUUUGUUGGACAUGUCCUCCGAUGAACUUAAUUUGUUUCUCUCCGUCAUUCAAAAUCCCAAAGGGAGAAACAACUUAGAAUUGGAUUUAGCGACAUGGCUAAGUGCUGUCCUAGCAAAUUUAGACACAUGCCUCGAUGGAUUCGAAGGCACAAAUAGUAUCAUCAAAGGGUUAAUCUCCCCUGGCCUUAGACUAGUGACAUCGCCAGUAACGAAUCUUCUCGCAAAGGUUGAUGUGUCCCAGAAUGAUUUCUUCGAAGAUGCUGAGGCCGGCGCCGGCGAGGGCCGAUUUCCUUCGUGGGUGAAGCCGAGGGAGAGAAAGCUUCUGCAAGCAAAUAGGGUGGUUCCGAACGCCGUGGUAGCUGCAGAUGGGAGUGGAAACUUUAGAAGAAUCAUGGAUGCCGUUAUGGCAGCGCCGAAUAAUAGUAAUACGAGGUUUGUGAUUUACGUGAAGAGAGGUGUUUACAAUGAGUACGUAGAGAUUAAUAAGAAUAAGAGGAAUAUCAUGAUGAUCGGAGAUGGUAUCGGUGCCACUAUUAUCACCGGCAACCGGAAUUAUGUCGACGGCUGGACAACUUUUCGAUCGGCCACCUUUGUUGUAGUUGGAGAAGGGUUCAUAGCACGAGACAUUAGUUUUCAAAACACAGCAGGGCCAGCGAAGAAGCAAGCCGUGGCACUAAGAACCGAUUCUGACUUCUCCGUCUUUUUCCGUUGUGGAAUUUUCGGCUACCAAGACACCCUUUACGUUCACUCAAUGCGUCAAUUCUUCAGAGAGUGCACCAUUUCCGGUACAGUCGAUUUCAUCUUCGGCUAUGGAACUGCCGUGUUCCAAAAAUGCAACAUACUUAUCAAAAAAGGGUCACCGGACCAAAAGAACGCAAUCACUGCACACGGCAGAGAAGAUCCUAACGAACCAACAGGGUUCUCGUUGCAAUUCUGCAACAUAAUCGCUGACUCUGACCUCGUUCCGUUUGUUAAGACGACGGAAUCUUUCUUGGGGAGGCCAUGGAAAAAGUAUUCAAGAACAGUUUUUAUGCAAAAUUAUAUAAGCGACGUUAUAAGCCCGCUAGGUUGGACACCAUGGAAUGGGAGCAUUGGGUUGGACACUCUGUAUUAUGCUGAGUAUAUGAACACUGGUCCCGGUGCCGGUGUAGCUAACAGAGUGAAAUGGCUUGGAUACCGUGUUUUGAAAACCUCCCGUGAAGCUAGUAAUUUUACUGUCGCAAACUUCAUUCAAGGGAACUCUUGGUUGCCUUCAACUGGUGUCGCAUUUUCAGCUGGAUUAUCUCUUUAA
This is a messenger RNA of Arachis duranensis, 1627 nucleotides long. Its product is annotated as pectinesterase/pectinesterase inhibitor PPE8B. Gene Ontology annotation, molecular function: pectinesterase inhibitor activity; pectinesterase activity. Gene Ontology annotation, biological process: cell wall modification. The record is from RefSeq and is a predicted model, not a curated record. Bases 65 to 1627 code for a protein of 520 amino acids. The transcript has 3 exons. NCBI's taxonomy places the organism in Eukaryota, Viridiplantae, Streptophyta, Magnoliopsida, Fabales, Fabaceae.